AUGUCAGUGGAGCCUCCACAACCACUGAAACCCCCCAGCCAUCCAGCCUCUCUCCAUCUACCUGAUGGUCCCUGGGAAAGGGACCAUUCACCAUCUCCCAUGAGAGAGUACCUCAUCCCUAGCCCCUUGCCAACCCAGAGAACCAGGACCUUUUCAGUGACUGUGGAAGCAUCCAAGGGACCCAUCUACAAGGGGGUCUGUAAAUGCUUUUGCCUCUCCAAGGGGCAUGGCUUCAUUACACCAGCUGAUGGUAGCCCAGACAUCUUCCUUCAUAUCUCUGUUGUUGAAGAAGAAUAUGUGCCUAUGGAAGAAGAUUACACCUACAAGAUGUAUUCAAUUCCACCAAAGAAUGAGAAGCACCAGGUUGUGGAAGUUUUUAUCACUAAUCUGGAACUGGGAACCAAACAUGAGACCUGUUUGGGACAUAUCAUCAGUUCCUAG
Molecule: messenger RNA, 441 nt
Organism: Trichosurus vulpecula (common brushtail)
Lineage: Eukaryota; Metazoa; Chordata; Mammalia; Diprotodontia; Phalangeridae
Product: calcium-regulated heat-stable protein 1-like
Exons: 1
Coding region: 1-441 (146 amino acids)
Biological process (GO): regulation of mRNA stability
Cellular component (GO): cytoplasm
Molecular function (GO): mRNA 3'-UTR binding
Source: RefSeq, a predicted model, not a curated record